AAAUGGUACAGUAUUGUGAUAUUAGAGGUCUGCAGUGUUCCUGCCUAAUACUGAGCUUCACCAUGAGCACAGCCCUGCACAACCCCCUCAAAUCGUGAGUACUGCUCCCCCAAACAGCAAGCCCCCCCAAACCAUGUGUGCUGCAUUAUUCAGAGGGAGGUGGGGGGGCUGCUCCCCAAAACACCAACACCUGCUGGUACCUACCUCCUCUAUGCACAGCAUGGACCUGGUACCUACCUCCUCUAUGCGCAGCAUGGACCUGGUACCUACCUCCUCUAUGCGCAGCAUGGACCUGGUACCUACCUCCUCUAUGCGCAGCAUGGACCUGGUACCUACCUCCUCUAUGCGCAGCAUGGACCUGGUACCUACCUCCUCUAUGCGCAGCAUGGACCUGUUACCUACCUCCUCUAUGCGCAGCAUGGACCUGGUACCUACCUCCUCUAUGCGCAGCAUGGACCUGGUACCUACCUCCUCUAUGCACAGCAUGGACCUGGUACCUACCUCCUCUAUGCGCAGCAUGGACCUGGUACCUACCUCCUCUAUGCACAGCAUGGACCUGGUACCUACCUCCUCUAUGCUCAGCAUGGACCUGGUACCUACCUCCUCUAUGCACAGCAUGGACCUGAUACCUACCUUAACUAUAUCUGGCAUAUUGUCCAUCUAUAGGUAUACAGUCUGUUUCUAGUGUAAAACAGAAUACAUGUUGCACGCUGUCUGUCUAUACAGAUAUACAGUAUCUCCCAAAAGUGAGUACACCCUCAGAUUUUUGUAAAUAUUUUAUUAUAUCCUUUCAUGUGACAACACUGAACGAAAGACACUCUGCUACAAUGUAAAGUAGUAAGUGAACAGCCUGUAUAACAGUGUAAAUUUGCCGUCCCCUCAAAAUAACUCAACACACAGCCAGUAAUGUCUAAACCGUUGGCAACAAAAGUACUAAGUGGAAAUUGGGCCCAAAAUGUAAACAUUUUGUGUGGCCACCAUUAUUUUCCAGCACUGCCUUAACCCUUAUGGGCAUGGAGUUCACCAGAGCUUCACAGGUUGCCACUGGAGUCCUCCUCCAUGACAACAUCACAGAGCUGGUGGAUGUUAGAGACCUUGCGCUCCCCCACCUUCCGUUUGAGAAUGCCCCACCCAUGCUCAAUAGGGUUUAGGUCUGGAGACGUUUCGCCAGUCCAUCACCUUUACCUUCAGCUUCUUAACAACGCAGUGGUCACCUUGGAGGUGUGUUUGGGGUCGUUAUCAUGUUAGAAUACUGCCCUGCCGCCCAGUCUCUGAAGGGAGGAGAUCAUGCUCUGCUUCAGUAUGUCACAGUACAUGUUGGCAUUCAUGGUUCCCUCAAUGAACGGUAGCUCCCCAGUGCCGACCAUGCCGCUCCCACCACCACCUGGUUGCUGCCACACACGCUUGACACCAUCUGACCAAAUAAGUUUAUUUGGUCUCAUUGGACCACAGGACAUGAUUCCAGUAAUCCAUGUCCUUAGUCUGCUUGUCUUCAGCAAACUGUUUGCGGGCUUUCUUGUGCAUCAUAUUUAGAAGAGGCUUCCUUCUGGGAAGACAGCCAUGCAGACUAAUUUGAUUCCGUGUACGGGGUAUGGAUUUGAGUACUGACAGGCUGACCCCCCACCCCUUCAAACUCUGCAGCAAUGCUGGCAGCACUCAUUCAUCUUUUUUCCAAACAUAACCUCUGGAUAAAACGCUGUGAACGUGCACUCAACUUCUUUGGUCGAUCAUGGCGAAGCCUGUUCUGAAUGGAACCUGUCCUGUGAAACCGCUGUAUGGUCUUACCCACCAUGCUACAGCUCAGUUUCAGGGUCUUGGCAAUCUUCUUAUAGCCUAGGCCAUCUUUAUGUAGAGCAACAAUUCAUUUUUUCCAAUCCUCAGAGAGUUCUUUGCCAUGAGGUGCCAUGUUGAACUUCCAGUGACUAGUCUGAGAAAGUGAGAGCGAUAACGCCAAGUUUAACACACCUGCUCCCCAUUCACACCUGCGACCUUGGAACACUAACGAGUCACAUGACCCUGGGGAGGGAAAAUGGCUAAUUGGGUUCAAUUUGGACUUUUUCACUUAGGGGUGUACUCACUUUUGUUGCCAACGGUUUAGACAUUAAUGGCUGUGUGUUGAGUUAUUUUGAGGGGACAGCAAAUUUACCCUGUUAUACAGCCUGCACACUUACUACUUUACAUUGUAACAGUGUCUUUCGUUCAGUGUUGUCACAUGAAAAGACAUAAUAAAAUAUUUACAAUAUGCGAGGGGUGUACUCAUUUUUGGAAGAUUACAAUACAUAUUACAAUAAAUUAUGGAUCAGACCGGAAGCAUUAUGGACUCACAGUCUGAUAUAUUAAUGCAGCAAUAUUUGUUGAAUCAAAUAUUUUUCAAACACACACAGCCAAGUGAAAUUCAGAGCUUAUCCUGUAAUAACCAAACUGUAAACCGUCACUUUGAAUUCCCCACAACUCACAAUUUAGUGUACGUUUUUUUUAAAUUAAGUUUUUAAAGAUGUCGCCACCCCCACCAUCCCCCCAAAAAAGUGAGCAUUUCAAAAAGAUUAAAUGUAUGACAUUACAUUGAAAUUCCAACACAUUCAACAGAUAUCAUUAGACAAAGCUGAGGGUAGUUUGUUUUUUUUUAUCCUCAAGUUGACAAAACUUGACAAAAAGCAGCGUUCGAGCCAUCAAGUUUGGUCCCUUAUCCUGGCCAUCACUAGUUACAGCUGUGUGAAUAAGGCAUUAUUUCGCUGAUCGUAAAAUAAGAUCUAUAUAAACUCCAGCGAUCCCUCAGGAUCUGCAAUAUUACUUUCUAACUGUUACAAAGAAUCCCAGUUUUCCUAUAUUUUUUUAUAUGGGGUAAUAUAAAUUAAGUUGAUCAUUGGGAAAUCGACUUUAUUCGAAAACGAUAAAAGGAGCUCAUAAAUUAAUGACGUGUGUGGUGUUUAUAUUGGGCUUGUGUUUCUUUCUCUAAAGUAUGUCUUCCAUUCUGAAUCUUAACCCACUGCUCCCCCCAAGUUUUUUCUUAUAAAUAUUUUAUUCUUUAUAAAUACUUUUUUUUUUAUUCAAAACUUUUUACUAAUUUUUUUUUUAGAAGGGCUAAGAACUUAACAGGGGUCAUUUUAAAAUUGCAAAAAAUAUCCAGCUCAGUUAUUUGGCGUAAAAUUUGGCGUUCCCUUUUCUUUUUAUUCAGAAUUCCCCGAUUAUGUUCCUCAUUGAUUGCUGGAUGGGAGUUGAUCAGUGAUUUUUACAGUUCAUGCAAUUUAAUAUUGUCUCUCAACGGCUGGCGUUUAAAAUGUUCCAUGCUCUGUGUAGGUAUGGUCUUGUUGUCUAUGGGUGAAUGCUGACUCCUGUCUAAGACACAGGACUUUGUCUAUCUUUCAAGGUCAGUGCUGAGUACAGUUUCACGUGUGGUGUACUGUGUCUUCCACUUCAAACCCCAUGGGGGAAACCCAAAAAAUCAUUGAAAAAUACUUCAGGGGUGUGCUCUAGGUUAACAUUGAGGAAACUUGCUUUGUAGCUCAGCUUAUUAAUGCACCAACUGCGCUACCUGCUUAGAUUUAAGUCUACACAGUCUUUGAUCUUUCUGAGCUCAAUAUAGUGAGUUUUAAUGAGUUUGGUAAUAAUUGAAGAUAUCUCAGAAUGGGCGAUACCCAAUGUAUCUUUAUUAAAAAAGAAUUUUAAAAAUAAUGAUGUUUAAACCUGAUUGAACAUUCUGCAAUCUUUAUUAGGUAUUCAGACACAUAACAAGCUUGCAAUAUAUCUCAAUAGUACAGACAUAUUUUUUUUCAACUUUCAACGUCUUUAUAAACUUGUUUAUUUAGUGGAAACUAAUUCCAUAGUGUUAGAUGUAUUACGUACAGGAUGUACUGUGUAAAAGUGCGAGAUUCACGUUUUCCUGUGAGUGUGUGCAGUAGAGUGGUUCCAUUAUGUACACCGGAUAAUCGCGUGUAUACGGGGAUAAAGUACUUAUAUCUAAAGAAGUGAUUCCAGAAACUCUAUACAGAAUUGUGCAGGAUGGUCUCAGUGCCGCAGUCAUACAAUGGGAAGGAUGGGGCAACGUAUUAGAAUAUCAGACCAUCCGCCAUUCUUUGUCCCUCUUCGCAGUAAUACUUUCACAUAACUGUGUUCUUAUCACUAUUCCCGUUCAGGGGCCAUCAACGUAAACAUCCAACAGGCAAAAGAAGAAACUUUGCUUUCACUAUACACUUCUCACUCACGUCCCGCCAACCCAGUAUUUUUCAUGAAUAAAGUGCUAGACAGCCAUGUCUGAAUGUGAGCUAACCUAUAAACUAGAAGACAGGUAUGGCAUGGCGAUGCCUAGGGAUUAUGGGAGUAGGUACAUGGAAUGGGAACAUGCUAGGUAAACACUGCUAAAGAAAAAAAAAUAUAAAAAUAAAGAGUGGUCUGUUACUUCAAACAAGAUAAAAAGCAAAUAAAAUACCAGAGUCCGCCACAAUGAGCCCCCUGCAUCCUCCUCCGAUCCCCCGUUUGUGUGGAGACUGCUGGACUCUCAGAAAGCGACACUUCGUUCGUAGGCGUAUGUAGCGUGGAAGCAGUGACGGUUAGCCUUCACCUGAUGUCCCCAGCUCCAUGCUAGUACAGGAGCCGCCAUCUUGACGGGUUAAGAGGCUCAGUUCGAGCCCUUGUUAGGCCCUGCUCUGUAGCUGGCUCAGUGUCGGAAUACGGCACUGGUAAUCUCUCAAGUCCUAUCUAUGGACUCUGCCAUGGAGGCAAAGGGACUCCGUGACCUCUUGGGCCACCAGAAGCCCUCGAGGGCGCUUUGGAUUGGAGCGGGUGAGUAUUUUGUGGUGAUGUGUCUGAGGUUUGCGAUUGAGUUGUCAGGUCACAUUGCUGUCUCACUUCAAUAGUGGUCCAGAAUCUCGUAAACAGGAGAUCCAUCUUAGUCAGGAUUGUUGUGACAUGGGUCUCGGCUGGGUCUCUGGUCGCGAUCACUGCCAUCUUGGAAGCCGCGCAGUGACCCCAGGCAGAACAGUUCCUGUUGCCAAGAGUGUCGGAGGGAGACCUCCUGGCGGCUGUGAUGGCCCCCACCGGUCCAUAGGAAGGUUUGGGAAGAGUGCAGAAGUCCACUCAAAGUAUCAGGAUGUGGUGUCUGGAGAGCUGCCGUCCCUCUGAUGCCUGACAGGUUUAAAGGCCGCAGGAAGUCAGGGAAGAGUAUUCCGGUUCAGAAAAGUACUGAGUACUGUACCGAUCGAGUUGCCAGAUUCCCCACUAUGCGGUGAGUAACACCUUGGAGCAGAGAAAUAAAGCUUAUUAAGCGAGUGUUGCUCAGGAGCUUGCCUUGGAUGCGUCCACUCUGCUUGUCAGCCAUGCGCCGCCCUCCAUAUUGAAUUUUUUUUAAUAUGAUAUAUUUUGGAUAUCUUAACCUUGUGAAAUUUUUUAAAAAAAAGUUUAUCCAAACAUAUUAAAGCAUUUAAAUAGCUUAUCCAAAAACAUUAAAUUGAGGAAGUACUUUGUACAAAAGAGCCUCAAUGGCUGGAUCACAGUUCACGGGCAGGGCCCUUUUUACUUCUUGUAUUUGUCCAUGUACAUUGGAUUGGCUUUUUUGAUAUGUUGACACCUUAUAAACGCCGUUACUAAUAAAUAAUAAUAGGUGGGAACAGAAGAAAUGCGUUGGCUGAAUUGCAAAUAUUAGGAGACACUGAGCACUGGAAUUGGUUGAAUGAUUUGCAAGACUCCUUAAAGAGAUUUUGGAGCAUUUGAAUAUGGGGAAGAGGAAUAGAUUCUUAAAACACAUGUCAAUGCGUUUCAGAUGUAUGUGGCAGCUUGGGUGAAGAUCUUUGGAGCUGGACAUUGGAAAGCUCUGCGGAAUAAGCUGGCGCUACACAAGUGAUAAUUUUCUUAAACACUGAGCGGAGCUAUACGCUUAAUCCCGACGGCCGUCGCCAGUGACUUCUGCAAACUGCAGGAUCCUGCAUCGACCUCAAUACUGUACUCUCGAUCAUUAGCGAGAGUACAGCUGUGACCUAAUCUGCGCCAGGAGCUGAAGAGGAGGAACAUGGAGGCGCCCACGAGGGAUAGGUUCAGGUAAGUAGAACUCACCUUUUCGUAUAUUAAAAGCUGCCACUUUAGGGAUUUCAAGUAGUUUGAAUGAAGUGCUGAAAAUAGUUAUAAAUAGUUAAAAGUUAAUAUUUUUAAAUCCGGUAUUUCAAGGAAAUUAAAGGAACACUAUAGUCACCUAAAUUACUUUAGCUAAAUAAAGCAGUUUUAGUGUAUAGAUCAUUCCCCUGCAAUUUCACUGCUCGAUUCACUGUCAUUUAUGAGUUAAAUCACUUUGUUUCUGUUUAUGCAGCCCUAGCCACACCUCCCCUGGCUAUGAUUGACAGAGUCUGCAUGAAAAGAAAACUGGUUUCACUUUCAAACAGAUGUAAUUUACCUUAAAUAAUUGUAUCUCAAUCUCUAAAUUGAACUUUAAUCACAUACAGGAGGCUCUUGCAGGGUCUAGCAAGCUAUUAACAUAGCAGGGGAUAAGAAAAUCUUAAUUAAACAGAACUUGCAAUAAAGAAAGCCUAAAUAGGGCUCUCUUUACAGGAAGUGUUUAUGGAAGGCUGUGCAAGUCACAUGCAGGGAGGUGUGACUAGGGUUCAUAAACAAAGGGAUUUAACUCCUAAAUGGCAGAGGAUUGAGCAGCGAGGCUGCAAGAGCAUGUUCUAUACACCAAAACUGCUUCAUUAAGCUAAAUUUGUUCAGGUGACUAUAGUGUCCCUUUAAGCUAAAGUUGUUCAGGUGACUAUAGUGUCCCUUUAAGCUACUUUACCCAUAAUCAUCUGUAACAAUGAAAUUGUGUCGGUUUAUACGUUUUGCUCAUUUUCUCUGACUGACUUCCCUUUGAUCUUAAUAUCCUCUCAGCUCUGUAAAAUGUGUGGGAAAAAUAGCAAAAUAUGACUGUUUUUCUAUACAGAGACAAAAUGUGUUGGGUGUCUCCAACAUUUAAAGUGACCGAUUCAGUUUUCCAACUGUUGCUGUAGGUGAUCCCAGUGUGUUCCCUAAAACCUUCUGGAGUGUCUGAAUAUUUAGCAAAGACCCCUGAUUGGUGUGCGGUGGCCCGGGGUGCAGUGCAGUUAAUUUUACUUACCUUAUGCUGUUCCGCCUGGGCCCCGCCAUCUUCACAACUCCUGGCGCUUCAUCCACCAGGCGUGCAUGUCCGUGCUGUACCCUCGUGUGACCGCUGCAGUCUCCAUACAUAUUAUCUUGUGGUGAGUAAGAUAUUGCCAUAUUCCCACCACCAUCACUAGAAAACUUGACGGCGGUAGAUCUGACAUAUGUCACGUUUUGUCAAGUGGAGGAUUUACCAUAAAACAAUAUAGUCUCUUCCUGGGCCUCAAUUUAAUAAACUUUCCAAAAGAUCCAGUACUGUUAGAAAACCUUCCAAAUGUUUUACCUACGGAAAUUCCCAUAGACUCUAAUAGUGACUUCCGUGGAUAAGGAAUCAUUUCAUUAAUUUGAGGCCUUUGACGUACGAUAAUUGUUGAUUGAGGUGUAAAUUCACUGAAAUUCCAACACCGCCUUUAUCAGCAUUUCAUAAAUAUUUUCUUUAUGAUGUUUUGGGGGUGACAGAGCUGCUUUAAUGUCUUAAUAAGAAUGGCGUUUUGGAAAUCAAGCUUUUCAAAGAUACCAUGUUAAUGCCUUAUUAUAAAAAUCAUGGUUUCCUAAAAUAAUAAAACAAGUAUGAAAGCUCAAAUAACAACUCUAUUAGAAUGAUGAGAAAAUACUAUCCAGUAGCACCUAUAACAUUAAACAUUUAUUGCAUUUAAUGAGUCUUAAUGAUUUUUUUAGAUGAUGUAUAUUUAUUUAUUUUUUUAGAAAAUUUCACUUUUUUUUUGUUUUUAUUCUUUAUUUUGUUGUGCUUAAGGGUACAAACAGGCUCGUUCCGCUACGACAGCUGGAGCAAGCAAUGCGGUAUCAAUCGUAUUCGUGGCUUAUCAAACAGCACAUUUUUGAGUUUUAUUAAAUACAAGGUAGGAACAUCAUGAUACAUCGCAAGACCUGCGUAGGAACUUUGAGUUCGUACGGGUAUGGCUGUGACUGAAAGGUCUUAAACUAACAAUAAUGAAAGUCUACAUCUGCAGUGUGUAAUUAGACAAAUCUAUGAUGGCAUCUCAUGGUGUGCACCUAACAGUGUGAAUGAAUGAGGCUGUACUCUAGAAUGAUGUGCGUAACACUCCCUCAAGUGCAACCUGGGUUGGCAGGGUUUGCUUCCUCUGUAAGAGUAAGCCAAGUGCUGUUAGUCCUCUGGUAGGGUCUCCCCACCUGGGUUGCAAUGUGAGGGCUGUGGUGUAUUGCUGUAGCGUAUGCCCUGUCCAUCUCCUAGGGAACGUGUAUGGGGCGUGUGGUAGGGCUCCGUCCCACCAGAGCGAAGUCAAGUUACUACACCUUACCUAUGGGGUCACGGGGGGAGGAUCUAGUCAGGCAGUAGGUUUUAAACAUCAUGAGUCUUUGUAGGUGCUGAACUGCUAACUUAUACUAAGGAAGGCACAAUACUUGGUUCUCCAUUAACGUGUAAAAUUCAACGAAGUAAGAAAAGAAACAAAAUAAACGUUAUAUAUCAUACGGUGAGAUAGAAACUGUUAGGCUGAUAACAUCAGCGAUACUAUGCGAGCCGCAUGGCUCCGUGUAGUGUCUGCUCAGGUCACUGCUAUUUUAUUCCGGUCUCCUCUGGGGGUGAAUGAGACCGUUCUCUCAGGAUCCCAUGUGUGAGAUGCGGACGUGGAGGGUGUCUCUUGGGCCCCUGUGUCUUGUGAGAGUCCCAAGGCUUGUAGGAAAGCGGGGGCUUCCGCAAGAGAGUUGAGUUUUAGGACAGUGUCGUUCCGUAAUGCUGCUAGGGUUCUUGGCAGCAGCCACCUUUGCGUGUUGGAGCUGGACGGUUAUAGGGCUUAGUGACUUUCGCCAUUGUAGUGUGGUGCGCGUGAUGUCUUGAAGAGACUGAGUCUGAUGACUCAAAGUCCAGUGGGGUCUUGUUCCUGACUGCAGUUAGAAAGCACCGUUUGUACAGUAUGGAGUGACAGGGCACAAUUACAUCACGCAGAGCUGCCGGCGGUGCUUGUUUAGCCUUAUUGAUUCUUUCUUGGCCUGGGUGUGAGACAACAGUGUAGCAGUUAACCUCCGUAGGUAGUGAGACUGUUCUGUCUGCCUACAGAGUCCGGUAUUCCCCGGAUUUUGAUGUUCAUGCGUCGGUUGCGGUCUUCCAUAGUAUCCAGUCCAAGUUGGUACGCAGAGUCAGAGGAUUGCAGCUGGCGUAGGGGAUCUCUAAUUGUUUUCAGUUCUUGUCAAAUAUCAGUGAUAUCUUCCUCUGAGGCCAGGACUCUUUGGGACACGGCCUGUAUCUCUGUCCGACCUAAGUUCAUAUCAGCAUCGAACAUUUGCAUAAUCUCCUUAUUAGCUGCCUGAUAUUCUAUUUUGGCCUUCCCCCUCAGUCUGUAGCUCCUAGGAGCUUCCCUUCCCCCCUGAAGUUAGGUCGGGGCUGUGGGGACUGGAUGUCAGGUCUGAGCCGGCCGCCAUUUGGUGGCUCUGGGGCCUUUGCAAUAAAGUCCCUAUGUCCUGGGUUUCUUUGGGGACCCUUGCCUGGGAUUUGAGGGAUUUCCUCACCAUGUUGUGGUCGGUGAGCAGGGUGUCGAUUGUACCUCAUGUGCAAGCUCUGCGUACUGUUCCAGGCGUCGGGUCAGGAUCAACGCCGGUGAGACCGUGAGGUAGGCCCGGGUUUUACAUCAGGUUUUCCUGCCCUUCUGUGCAUACAAAAAGGCAUCAGCGUAUAGCCCGUGGUGACAGGGCAACAAGGCACUCGUGUGUGUGUGUGUGUAUGCCUGGGACUCACUGGAGCCGCGGAUGGUAGCGGAUUUUACACCUUUUCGCAGGAGCAACGGUAGAGUCUGUCCCAACAUGGCCACUUAGCCAAAUAAAAAGUGACAUUUACAUUUUUUUUUUUUAAAUGAAAUGCAAUAAACUUUUAAAAAUACGAAAAGUGAAAAUUUGAAGAUAGUUGUCUGCCUCAAAAAUAUGUCAAACAUAGUACACCACUAUAAAUAUGUUCUAUAUAUAUAUCUAUCUUUGUUCAUAUCCCUGUUACAUUGUAGAGCAUUUCAGAACCUUCUGACACGUAUGAAAAAUAUUAUAAUGCUGGCUACGUUUUGACAUAUAUUUCAAAUAUGAUGGAUUAUCUUAUUAUAUUCACGUAAAUAAAACGUGAUUUUUAUGCUAAUUUACUCUCAAUAAUUGAUUUUGUGCGCCAGACAGAGCUUACUACUCUAGUGCAAUGGAAUGUCUCAAAUAUAGUAUUGGAAUCUGUCACCUGAGGACGGUUCUCACUGCUCUGAAACAUUGCAAAUAUAUACUGUAUGUAUUUAGUUAUUCAUUCAGUAGUUUGUUCAUUACCAGAUUUGGCAAAAGUUAUUUAUUUAUUUUGAAAUCUUUUCUAAGCUUUUAAUAGCAUACGUUUUUCUAGAGUGAGAUAAAAAAAAUUGAAAGUUAGCUAAAUUUAGAUUUAAAAAAACCUAUAUUUUAAAUGUUCCCUUUGUGAACUUGUAUUUCUUACACAUUCUGAUUUCUGCUAUAUUUUCCUUAAUGAAGAAUUAUCUUACAUAAUUAUAUGGUUUUCCCUUAUUUAUAUUACCCUCCGUCUUUCUAUAAAGGUAUCCUAGGAGAUGACAGAAUAUUUAUUAGCAUUGAUUUCAUAGUAUAUUAUAUUUUUAUUAUGGAAUUUAAAGGAUUAAUUAAAGGAUAUUCUAAGCUCCAUAACCACUAUAGCCACUGCAGUGUGUGCGCUUGCCCUUUCUGCUGAGCCUUAGGUAAGUUUGAAAUGAACCAAGAGUCCCUCUGGGACUCGAUGGACUUCCAUAUAUACAAUAUCUGUUGCAUCUGUGUCUCUAUUUAGAAAUCAUUCUUCAUCUGGUGCAUGUCAGCUGAUGUCAUCCAAACUUGGACAAAACUGAUAUUAUUAAAGUGGAAGUGAAACUUGUGUAUUAGCAUUAUGGACAGUGAGGGGCAGGGUCACAGGUGCUGGGGGGACUCUUGAUUUGUGUCAAACUGUUCGCAAACAAUUUGGAACAUGAAUGGGAAGCAACAUCAAGGGUAUAUUGGUACCAAAACCACUACAGCUCUCUGAUUUGGAAUUUUUUGUUUAUGAUUCCUUCUUUUCUUCUGUUUGUUAUAAAUCCGCUGUACUUGUAGUUUGAAUUUCAGGGUAAAGCAAGUAGUGAAAAUAUAACAUUCCUAUCUGUUUCUCUUUAUUGUCAACAGCCUGGGAGAAGAUUUCUACCGGGAAGCUAUUGAGCACUGUCGCAGUUACAACGCGCGCCUUUGCGCAGAGAGAAGUAUGAGGCUACCAUUUUUAGACUCCCAGACCGGCGUGGCACAAAAUAAUUGCUAUAUCUGGAUGGAGAAAACACACAGGGGCCCAGGUGAGGGAGGAGAAUAUACAAGUAUUUUAUCAAUAUUAUUAAACUUUCAGUUUGAAUUGUAAUAUAUAGUGAUAAAUAAUGCAAGUGAAAGUACGCUUUGUAUUUGUGCACUUAGUUCCAGGCGGUUACUGUAAAAGCUAGCAGUAGAGGCAUGACAUUGUAAAAUCACAAUGCUAUUUUGUAAAUCCUUGGAGUAUGGGGAAAAUUACAGCCUGAUGUUCAGUUGUCAUUGACAGCAACCAAUGAGCAAUUAAAGAUACAGCAGUAAUGUCAAUCCCAUUAUUCUGAUAUUACAGCACUUUGAUUAUAAAGAGAUUUGUGAAAACGUGUGUUAUAACAUGUUAAACACUUAGCGAAUGCAGCACCUCAAAGAACUAUAAUGUUUUUGCACCUGGAUACCUCCCCGACUUGAUACUGUGUACAAGCCAUGUUAAAAGAACACUGGCCACCAGAGCAACUGCACCGAAAUACAGUUAUUAUGGUACCAAGAGGUCCCUGGUGCUGGCUCACCUUAAGAGGUUAAACCGUUCUCUGCCUCUCUGUCUUUCCGUUUUCUCAAAAUCUUUAAACUGGAAGGCAUUUGCAGAAUCAGGCAACUAACACUCUUAGCCAAUCAGUGACGGCCCAUUCAUAAAACUUGCUUUAGAAAGAGGUCGCAACAGCACCAAGAGAGACGCGGCGCUCGAGAAAAGGGGAGUAAUUUUGUUUAUUUAAAAAAAAUAAAAAAUGUCUAACUUUUUAUUUUACACAGAGGGGAAUAAUUGAUAAUGGGCAUCAGGGCUGUAUUCAUUUAAGCGUUUUAAGAUUUGUUAACUUGACUGCUAUACAUGUGAAAAAAUAGUCCCUACCUUUUUAUGUGUUUUACGAAAACUGAAGCAGAAAGCGAUUUAGACACAGGGAGCUAUAUAUAGAAGCAUUCCUUAAAGGAAUAAACACACACUGCAAUGUCUAUAUGGAACAUAAUGGGUUAAUUGCACACCUGUCACCUGUUAGAAACAUCUAUGCACUUGGUUGUCCAUAACCAUCACCAUGUCAUGUAAUCAAAAAGUCUUCCAAGGCGCCAGAUUGGGGAUUAUUUUUUAUUUAUUUUUUUGUCCUUAAAGGUACACUAUAGUCACCAUAACAACUACAGCUUAUUGAAUUUGUUCUGGUGAGUAGAAUCAUUACCUUCAGGCUUUUUGCUGUAAACACUGUCUUUUCAGAGAAAAUGCAGUGUUUCCAUUACAGCCUAGUGAUAACUUCACUGGCCACUCCUCAGAUGGCUGCUAGAGAUCCUUCCUGGGUCAUGGCUGCCUAAAAUGCAUCCAAACAUUCAGGAUCUCCUCCCUCUGCAUGCAGACACUGAACUUUCCUUAUAGAGAUACAUUGAUUCAAUUCAUCUCUAUGAAUAGAUGCUGAUUGGCCAGGGCUGUGUUUGAAUCCUUCUGGCUCUGCCCCUGAUCUGCCUCUUUGUCAGUCUCAGCCAAUCCUAUGGGGAAGCACUGUGAUUGGAUCAGGCUACCACAUGUCAGCAGACUGCUUGUUUUUCUGAGUCUAACAGCAUGCAGAGUUACAGCUUCAGGCUUGAAUACAGUAAGAUUUUGCUAUAUUUAUGGAGGCAUGAGGGGGGACUAAAUGGUGGUGUUAACACUAUAGGGUCAGGAAUAAAUGUUUGUGUUCCUGACCCUAUAGUGAUCCUUUAACCCUGUGAUUUUUGGGCCAUUAACCAUUUCAAGCUGAGAUUAAAAAUUCUAAGUUACAAAAUACAUAUUUCUUAUACAAUUGAACAAUGCAGUAAAAAUACUUUUAGUAGAAUUUCAAAAUCCCCUUUCUGGCUAAAUGUCCACCUUUUCUUACUUGCUUUCUAUAGCUUAGUUGAUCCACCCCCUUUUUGCCCAGCACGAACUUCAUUGUUUGUGUUGAGCAGUGACCAGUCAGAUACAAGAAUCUAUGAACCCGUACGUAAAAAUAGAUGCAAAAUAUUAAUAUAUAUAUAUGUAUAUAUAUAGUGACAGAACACCCUAUCACUGAAAUACUGUGUUCACCUACUUUUUCCCUGUUUUGUUUGGUAACCGAACCAAAGCACGAACUCCACUUGUUAUACCUCCCAUACUCAGCCCUCCCGUAUGCUUGAUAACCUUGUUGACCCCUAUUGACACCUUCAUAACGUGUUUGGCUGGGUGGCCGCCAUUCGUAUGUACGUGGGAAGUGAGUUGGCGUCCAUCUUGUUCCCGCGAACACAGGGAGUGGUGUUCAGUCGUCGAGUGCAUGGAACCAAAAUCGGACACUCGCAUUGAUAAUGCUUUCCUAUGCGACCGGCUGAAUGCGCGUGCGCAUUCAGCCGACGGGGAGGAUUGGAGGAGGAGAGCUCCCCGCACAGCGCUGGAGGAAGGUAAGUUUUACCCCCUUUCCUCUCCCCAGAGCCGGACGGGAGGGGGACCCUGAGGGUGGGGGCACCCUCAGGGCACUAUAGUGCCAGGAAAACGAGUAUGUUUUCCUGGCACUAUAGUGGUCAUUUAAUGAGGCAGUUUUAGUGUAUAGAUUCACUGCUCAAUUCUCUGCCAUUUAGGAGUUAAAUCACUUUGUUUCUGUUUAUGCAGCCCUUGUCACACCUCCCCUGACUCUGAUUGACACAGUCUGCAUGAAAAAAAACUGGUUUCACUUUCAAUCAGAUGUAAUUUACCUUAAACAAUUGUAUCUCUUUCUCUGUACAUUGAGCUUUAAUCACAUACAGGGGGCUCUUGCAGGGUCUAGCAAGCUAUUAACAUAGCAAGGGAUAAAAUAAUCUAAAUUAAACAGAAUUUGUAAUAAAGGAAGGAUAAACUUUAGAUGAUUUUUAACAGGAAGUGUUUAGGAAGGCUGUGCAAGUCACUUGCAGGGAGGUGUGACUAGGGUUCAUAAACAAAGGGAUUUAACUUCUAAAUGGCAGAGAAUUAAGCAGUGAGACUGCAGUGGCAUGAUCUAUACACCAAAACUGUGUCAUUAAGCUAAAGUUGUUUUGGUGACUAUAGUGUCCCUUUAACUUUCUCAUCUCCUGUUGUGUGAAAAUCUGAAAAUGUUAUAGAUGGUGGAUCGCAAUAUACCUCAUUGUUUAUAGUUUUUUUUACAUGUUUGUUGCAUCUGUAUACAAGAUGUAAAUUAUAUCUGGAAAUGUCUUAGAAAAAGAAGCAAAAAAGAAAACAUGAAAAAUACAUUAUUAUGAGGUGCAACCUUCCAAAUUUGGUUAAAUGGGGAAAAUGGGAAAGAAAAAAAAUCUGUUUUAUUUGCAAGCAUAUUCCUUGAGUUUACAGAGAAAUGUCCGGCUAAAGCUCUUUCUUAGUAAUGAAAGACAAUGUCAGAAUUCGGAUUAUUGAUUCACAGUAAGAUGAGAUGUGGAUUUCAAACCCAGUGUAUUAUUUUAGAUAUUUAUCUGAAAAAUGUAUUCAGUAAAUUUGAAAACUUAUUUAAUUUUGUAUUUUUAAAACACGGUUUAUGGCAAAAUUAAUUAAGCACUGCUAAGGCGUAACAAAUGUAAACAAUCUAUUUUGCCAUAUCCUUGGAGGAAAACAUCUACAAUUUCUCACCUUGCUAUCGUUUUGUAUUGUGGAAUUGGAAAUCUCAGCCUGUUUUUUUUGUUCAUGUAGACAACAUCGGAGACUCCAAGGGUAAAUUAAAGAAACGAGUGCCACUGUUUUGUAAAUACAUUCUCCCCCCACCCUUAAUUCGCUGUUGAAUCCAGUAUUUAAAGCAAUGGAACGUUUGCGUGAACAGCCAGAGUUUUAAAUUGCGUUCUCUCCAGAGGCUGACUCCCGUGGCAUUAAUAUAAUGUGGGUCUGACAUUUAGUUUUGGUGUAAUAUCAGAUAAGCUAUGCUUCUCUUAAACCUCACCUGAAAGAUGUUUAUAUUAUUCCCCUUUAGGACUUUUCUAAGAUUAAAUGAUCUGCUUUCAGCCGAAUCUGAAGGCCAUGCAGGUGUCUAAUCUUGUGUUAAUAUAUAUAUUAUUUAAUAUCUAUGGUAAUGUGUUUAAACCACUGGGUACAUAUCUUGGCAAGCUCUAUGUCUAGCAAACCAUAAAAAUAAUAAAACACGCAAUUUGAAUUUAUUUAUUUUCAAAUGUUUAAUUUAAAAAAUUUUUUUUUUAAAGGACAAAUAGUUUAAGACAUUUGAAUGCUGUAUUUCUGCUAUAAUUUCCACCUUUUGUGCUUACAAUGAUAGGCAGAUACCGCUUUCCUUGUCAAUGUUGAAUAGAUGGUUUUUGAAACUGGAGCAGGACUCCGAGGAGAAAGCUGGACAGAGCCAAGCUUUAUCUCGCUUUAGCUGAAAUGAAAAUUAAAUGCAUAUUCCGUCUCAUUCUGUGGCAGGUCUAUCGGCCGGACAGAUUUACACAUAUCCCGCACGAUGCUGGAGGAAGAAGAGGCGGUUGGAUAUCUUGGAGGAUCCUCGUCUGAGACCCUGUGAGUUCAAAUUUGGUAAGGCGUUAGUUUGGGUGGGUCCAAGGUGUUAAUACUCUCAUUAUGCUAGGGGAGACCUGCAAUGCUUGGCACCCGAGAGAGGAUUACUGCAACCAAGUGAUGGAAAUUGCAAAGAGAAUUAACAUUAGAUAUGUAUGUCUGUCUGCUGUACAGGAAACUGGUUGCAUCAGGCAGGAAAGUCCGGUUACCGGAGGCAGGAAAGGCCGGUUACCGGAGGCAGGGAAGGCCGGUUACCGGAGGCAGGGAAGGCCGGUUACCGGAGGCAGGAAAGGCCGGUUACCGGAGGCAGGAAAGGCCGGUUACCGGAGGCAGGAAAGGCCGGUUACCGGAGGCAGGGAAGGCCUGUUACCGGAGGCAGGGAAGACCGGUUACCGGAGGCAGGGAAGGCCUGUUACCGGAGGCAGGGAAGGCCGGUUACCGGAGGCAGGGAAGGCCGGUUACCGGAGGCAGGGAAGGCCGGUUACCGGAGGCAGGGAAGGCCUGUUACCGGAGGCAGGAAAGGCCGGUUACCGGAGGCAGGAAAGGCCGGUUACCGGAGGCAAGGAAGGCCGGUUACCGGAGGCAGGAAAGGCCGGUUACCGGAGGCAGGAAAGGCCGGUUACCGGAGGCAGGGAAGGCCGGUUACCGGAGGCAGGGAAGCGCCGGGUUACCGAGGUAGGAAAGGCAAAUGGCUACCGGGAGUGCGGGGCAGCUACCGCUACCGGAGGUAGCCGUUACCGGAGGCGAAGGCCGGUUACCGGAGGCAGGGAAGGCCGGUUACCGGAGGCAGGGAAGGCCGGUUACCGGAGGCAGGGAAGGCCGGUUACCGGAGGCAGGGAAGGCCGGUUACCGGAGGCAGGGAAGGCCGGUUACCGGAGGCAGGGAAGGCCGGUUACCGGAGGCAGGAAAGGCCGGUUACCGGAGGCAGGAAAGGCCGGUUACCGAGGAAAGGCCGGCUACCGAGGCAGGAAAGUCGUUACCGAGGCGCAAAGCCGCUACCGAGGCAGGAAAGGCCGGUUACCGGAAAGGUGGGGAAAGGCCGGUUACCGGAGGCAAGGAAGGCCGGUUACCGGAGGCAGGAAAGGCCGGUUACCGGAGGCAGGAAAGGCCGGUUACCGGAGGCAAGGAAGGCCGGUUACCGGAGGCAGGAAAGGCCGGUUACCGGAGGCAAGGAAGGCCGGUUACCGGAGGCAGGGAAGGCCUGUUACCGUAGGCAGGGAAGGCCAGUUACCGGAGGCAGGGAAGGCCGGUUACCAGAGGCAGGGAAGGCCGGUUACCGGAGGCAGGGAAGGCCGGUUACCGGAGGCAAGGAGGUAG
Pelobates cultripes (western spadefoot toad) is the source of this 17122-nucleotide messenger RNA. Lineage: Eukaryota; Metazoa; Chordata; Amphibia; Anura; Pelobatidae. The record is from the annotation of a GenBank genome assembly.